Fragaria vesca subsp. vesca is the source of this 2601-nucleotide messenger RNA. Its product is annotated as ABC transporter F family member 5-like. Lineage: Eukaryota; Viridiplantae; Streptophyta; Magnoliopsida; Rosales; Rosaceae. The coding region runs from base 124 to 2241 and encodes 705 amino acids. The record is from RefSeq and is a predicted model, not a curated record. The transcript has 9 exons. Gene Ontology annotation, molecular function: ATP hydrolysis activity; ATP binding.
CUCCCCUGAGAGAGUAGAGAGAAAGAGCAACCUCCAUUCCACCACACACCUUUGAAACCCAAACCCCCAAAUUCAUAUCCAUACAAACACAAAGACUCCACCUUUCUCUUCUAUCUUCUCACCAUGGAGCUCCACCGCCUCGACCUCCGCUCCACCUUCCUCGCCGGCUCCACCCCCACCUCCUCUCUCCCGCCUCGCCUCCGCUCCCUAAUCUCCGCCCAAUCACCCAAACCCACCUCCCCCUCCAUCAAAAUCACUUCUUUAUUCAAACCCUCAACACCCACUUCACAUAUCCGCACAAAGCUCCCGGCUUUGGCCGUCGAAACUCCGGUGGCCACGUCAGAGAACACCGACAUUGAGUCUCUGUUUUCUGACAACUCCGGGAACGGGACCCACGAACGUAAACGUGGCAAGAAGAGCUCCAAUUCCGGAGCUUCCGGCGUUUCUUCCGGUGUGAAGCUCGAGAAUGUGACCAAGAGCUAUAAGGGUGUGACUGUGUUGAAGGAUGUGACGUGGGAAGUGAAGAAGGGUGAGAAGGUUGGACUGGUGGGUGUGAAUGGUGCGGGGAAGACGACCCAGAUGAGGAUUAUUGCUGGUUUGGAGGAGCCGGACUCGGGGAAUGUGAUAAAGGCGAAAUCGAAUAUGAAGAUUGCGUUUUUGAGUCAGGAGUUUGAGGUUUCGAUGAGUAAGACGGUGAGGGAGGAGUUUAUGAGUGCUUUUAAGGAGGAGAUGGAGGUGGCUGAGAGGCUGGAGAGGGUGCAGAAGGCGUUGGAGAAUGCUGUGGAGGAUAUGGACUUGAUGGGGAGGCUGUUGGAUGAGCUGGAUAAGCUGCAGAAUCGGGCGCAGGAGUGUGACUUGAGUAUGGUGGAUGCAAAGAUUAGUAAGUUGAUGCCGGAGCUUGGGUUUGCGCCCGAGGAUGGGGAUAGGUUGGUGGCUUCGUUUAGUAGUGGUUGGCAGAUGAGGAUGUCGCUUGGCAAGAUUUUGCUGCAGGACCCUGAUUUACUACUGCUGGAUGAGCCUACAAAUCACCUUGACCUUGACACAAUUGAGUGGCUCGAAGAUUAUCUCAAUCAGCAAGAUGUGCCAAUGGUUAUCAUAUCUCAUGACCGAGCUUUUCUCGAUCAAUUGUGUACAAAAAUAGUGGAAACUGAUAUGGGUGUCUCCAGAACGUAUGAGGGAAAUUAUUCUGAGUAUUAUAUUGCAAAGGCAGCUUGGAUUGAAAGUCAAAAUGCUGCUUGGGAGAAGCAACAAAAGGAAAUUGAGCACACAAAAGAUUUGAUACACAGGUUGGGCGCUGGAGCAAAUUCUGGCCGUGCGUCUUCUGCUGGAAAGAAGCUGGAGAAACUUCAGGAAGAGGACCUAGUUGAAAGGCCGUUCCAGAGGAAACAGAUGAGGAUCAGGUUUCCUGAACGGGGAAGAAGUGGAAGAUUUGUUGCAACACUUAAGAAUCUGGAAGCUGGCUUUGGGGAUAAGGUGCUGUUUAGCAGAGCAAAUCUCACAAUUGAAAGGGGAGAGAAGAUUGCCAUUAUUGGCCCAAAUGGAUGUGGAAAGAGUACUUUGCUGAAACUAAUAAUGGGGUUACAAAAGCCAACAGCUGGUGAAGUUCUGCUUGGGGAGCAUAAUGUCCUACCAAACUAUUUUGAACAAAAUCAGGCUGAGGCACUGGAUUUAAAUAAAACAGUGCUUGAGACAGUAGAAGAAGCAGCAGAGGACUGGAGACUUGAUGAUAUAAAGGGUCUCCUUGGUCGUUGUAAUUUCAAAGCUGAUAUGCUUGAUAGAAAAGUUUCCCUCCUAAGUGGUGGUGAGAAGGCGCGCCUUGCUUUCUGCAAGUUCAUGGUAAAGCCAUCUACUCUUCUAGUUCUGGAUGAACCGACAAAUCACUUGGAUAUUCCUUCGAAAGAGAUGCUUGAGGAGGCAAUAAAUGAGUACAAGGGCACUGUUAUCACAGUUUCUCAUGACCGAUACUUCAUAAAGCAAAUAGUUAACAGAGUAGUGGAAGUUAAAGACAGAAGAUUGCAAGAUUAUGCAGGCAAUUACAAUUAUUAUCUAGAGAAGAAUCUAGAUGCUAGGGAAAGAGAGCUCGAGCGUGAGGCAGAGAUUGAGGAAAAGGCUCCUAAAGUGAAAGCGAAAUCGAAGAUGUCCAAGGCUGAAAAGGAAGCUCGAAAGAAGCAAAAGAUGCAGGCAUUCCAGCAAGCAAAGGCAAAAUCAAAAGGAACAAAGAACGCUAAAAGAUGGAAUUAAGUAGUUUAUUUCGAAGCGGCCCAGUUUACCAGCUGCUCGAUCAUGUAUGUAUAUAUCAAUUAGUACAUUAAUAGAUUUCCAGGAACAAGCAACGCCAAAACAGAAAUGCUGUACCUGAAGCAUCUGCUUUUUGCUCGGUAGUUGCAGAACAUGGAACACAAGUACGUGCUUUCACAAUCUAACCACAGAUUUAGACAUGAGAGCCACAUGGUUUGAUUGUAUUGCAUAGAAUCUGUAAAUUUAUUGGCCACAAUGAAUACUGUAUAUUCACAUUUGAAAAACUAGUUGCCGAGUCUUUCUGCCAUUACAGGAGUGAGCCGAUUCUUUAUUUUUUAAUGACAAUGAGGAAAAAGAUAUAUC